Exophiala aquamarina CBS 119918 is the source of this 1191-nucleotide messenger RNA. RefSeq lists its product as uncharacterized. The coding region runs from base 1 to 1191 and encodes 396 amino acids. Lineage: Eukaryota; Fungi; Ascomycota; Eurotiomycetes; Chaetothyriales; Herpotrichiellaceae. The transcript has 2 exons. The record is from RefSeq and is a predicted model, not a curated record. Gene Ontology annotation, molecular function: FAD binding.
AUGGUUGCGUCGAACCCAGUUCUGAUUGUGGGUGCUGGAGUCUCUGGCCUAGCAUUGGCACAAGCCUUACGGAAAGCAGGAUUGCCAUUCAAGGUUUUCGAGAGUGACCUAUCAACAUCGUUCAGGGCACAAGGCUAUCGCAUCGGGAUCAAAGGUGAUAACCUGCAAGCGUGCUUGCCUCUUGAGCUGUGGACAAGGUUUAAGGAUGGCUCUGGGAAGCCUCCCCAAAACAUUAGCCGGGUUGAUGCCAUCAUUACCGAAUGCUUGCCUUCUAACUUUGGUCCACCAUCAGGCAAUGGGAAUGCACCUACGAGGCGUCCACCAAUUUCGGAUACGUUCACUGCGGAUCGGGCUGUCCUAAGGGACCUGCUCCUUGACGGCUUGGAGGAAAGUGUCGCAUUCGGUCACAGACUGAGACGAUUCGACAUUUCCGAUGAAGCGGUUGUGGCGCAUUUCGAAAAUGGGAGUUCAUUCGAAGGGUCCUUGCUGAUAGCUGCCGAUGGCAACGGCUCUGCCGUUCGCCAUCAACAUUUACCUUACCAUCACCUCCUGGACCCUGGUCUUCGUUGUAACUAUGGCAAGACGAUUUUCACUGAAGAAUUAUUGCAAGCUUUCCCUUCAAUGGCUGAGCAAUGCGCUUUCCUCAUUGUCGACAAGAUCGACCCGGCCGGCAGGCAACUCGCUAUGUUCGUGGAAUCAAUGCGAUUUCAGGAUAGCGAGAUUAGAGCUGAUCUUCCCGAUGAUUACGGGCAGGCGCUGCCCAGCUCUCCAAGAAAGUCACCAAGCACUACUGGCAUGAGUCCAUACAAAGCCCUUCUGGAGUUGCAGGACUUAAAGAGAACAGCAGCAUUACGAGUGCCAACAGCCGUCCCCGACAUUGCGCCUUGGGAGACUUGCUCUAGAGUCACCUUCAUUGGCGAUGCGAUCCACCUAAUGCCUCCCACAGGAGGGAUCGGUGCGAACACGGCUCUGGAAGACGUUGCGGCUCUAACUAGGAUUCUUGUGGGAAAUGGCAUCACAGAGAGUUCUAUCAAGCAAUACGAAGAUGAUAUGAGACACCGAUCUCUGGAUGCUAUCGAAAAAAGCUUCCAGGGGGCGAAGCACAUGGUCGGUUUGGGCCACUGGUCUACUUUCAAGUUCGAUGGGCGACGUGCUGGAUUUCAAUUUGAUGGCCAGAGACUCAUCAAGUAG